AAAAGUGACACACACGCCAUAAUGUAAAUUGCUUCUAGAUUUGGCGUUUGAGUUAAAUUUUUGCAUUUUGAUGCUGAAAGUUAUUAUUUUCUGUAUACAUAUGGCAUUAAAAAUGUCCCUAGUUAAUAUUGGUUAAUUCCUUGCAAUGGCUCAGUAUUACCAAAUAGUUGGACAGGGGCAUUCAUUGACUAUUGAGGAUUUACAACGUUAUUGUCCCAAUAUAAUAUGUUCAGAUUCGUUGAUAGUCAACCAAGAUGAUCAACAACAAUAUGCCCAACAACAGGUAGUGGUCCAACAAUCUGAACAGCCAAAUGAUAUAAUAGUAAGUGAAGGUGUUCAACCACAACUUGUUGUUGGUGAUGGCUUGCAAUAUCAGCAGCAAUACAUUAUCCGCCAUGACCCACCAUUGCAACAGCCACCUCGUACAGACUUUCAACAACAGCAACAACAGCAGCAGCAGCAACAACAACAACAGCAACAACAACACCAGCAAGCCUUACAUAGACACCAAGUUUACUACACAUCUAAUUUAUCUGUGGAUGCACAGGUUGUGUUGCAACAAGCUCAACAGAUCAUUGAUGCAUCUUUGAUGCAACAGUCAUCCCCACAACGCCCACAACAUUUGGUGAACCCAGCGCACAUACUAUCACAGCCGACUGUCAUCCAUCCAGCACAACAGCCGCCGCCGCAGCCACCGCCCACACCGACACAUGCGGCCCAAGCUGCACCGCAACAACAACAGCAACAGAUAUCGAGAGCGUCCCCGCAACUGAUGCAGCACUUGCAACAACAUCAACAGCAGAUACACCUACAGCAACUCCAGCAGCAGCAGCAACAGCAACAGCAAUUGCAACAUCAUUUACAACAGCAACAACAUUUACAAUCUCAGCAGAUACAGCCUCAGCAAAUACAACAAAUUGUUAUGCAUACUGCAUAUGUUAAUCAACCAGGUACACCGACGCGUCCAGCGCCUCCGAGACUUCUCAAUCAAGCACUAAACAACCCAUCCGGUGUUACGUUAGUACGUGCACCGGUGCGUACGGUGAGGCCACGGAGACAGGCGAUGCGAUCACAGAUGCCCACUCCGCCCUUACAAGUACCUGCCGCAAGACUGCUCAACUCACAACACCAGCAGGCGAAUGCUAGUGCUGGUCGCGGUAUUAACGCGAACGGCGCCAGUGUGUCCGGCGGGGUGGGGGCGGGGAGGGGCGCGCGCGUCCCCAGGCCUGGCUCGCCUCGCGUCCUGAACCCACAUGCUGGGCACGCACAACACAGACCACCACGGUCAAGGACGCCGUUGAUGCAGCAAACCCAACAACAACAGCAACAACACCAAUUAACGCAACAUGUCAUCAAUCAUUCACAAGUUCAACAGCUUAAUCAACUAAAACUCGCCACACAACAGCAACAAAUCCUCCUCAAUCAACAAAACCAGCAACACGUUCAGCAGCCAGCGCGUGUUAUAACACCGCAGGGAACUAUCGUAACGCAGACCUUACAAACGCCCAAUACCCAACAUUUAACUGUACAGACCAACCAAAACGGACCCCUACCUCAAACAUUGAACGCUACCCAGCGAGCCUCUCCGCAUCCGCAGGUCAAAAAGGUCGUAGUUCAACCGAACAACGCCAAUGAUAUGGAUCUCGAGGAGAGCAUCACAGCGGCGAUAGUACAAAAGAAUCCAGUCAAUGAGAACGUUACCACGCCACAACAAUUCCACACGCAACCAUCGAUGCGACAAAACCACAAUCCAGGCGCUCAUAGUGUUCAACACAUAAACUUUAGCCCACAGCAUGGGUUCCAACAACAAAUAGCCUAUGAACACCACAUGCCCCAAACGCCCCAGUCUCUUAAUCAGUUGCUCUUAGAAUCUGAAAACCCAGAUGAAGGAUGUCAAUACGUAACAUUAUCCAAUGGCCAGAGCAUGUCAGUAGCUGAAUAUAAAAGAAUGCAGCAUACAUCUCGGACUUUAAUACCUCACCAGCAACAAGCAAGGGAAAGUGGUAGACAGACAUUAGUAAGAAGUAAAGAACAACCACGACCAGUGCAAAGAGUACAUCCCAUGCAAACACAACAGGCUAAUCACAUGAAUGAGUGCAAUGAUUCAGCGAGUGGACCUUCUGAACAAUCAUCAGAAUUACCUUCAGCUAAAAUGUUAAUAUUCCUGCAAAGUGGAGAACAGAGACUUAUUACUUUUACCUUACCUAAAGAGAGUUGUACGCUUCAAGAAGUUCUUGAACAGGUCAAUGUUCCUUUCACAGAAGAUACUCAAAUACAGUGUAUGCAGAAUACCAGUACUGAAAUAGAUUAUUUUGUAACAGUAGGUUCAACUAUGAGAAUUGAGGAGAUGUUAGAAAAUCAUCCAAUGUUAGUUGGAGGAGAUGUUAGUAAUAGUUCCACAAAUAUAUCAUCACAAGCACAGAGCAGUGAAAUGUCCACUCCCGAAAAAGGACCAUGCCCUGAAAAUGCAAAUAAUAGUCCAGAAUCUCCGGAACAAAGAUCACCGCCGCCGCGGUAUGUUGACGGUAUGCUGGCUGUUUGUAAAUCUUGUGGUUACACUGGAUUCGACUUCAGCAGGUGUCAAAGAUGUAAAAGAGUUUUCACAGAAGAGCCUAAAAGUGUACCAAUACCAAAUAAAAAUGUAGACCUCAAGAAAAAGGAACCAGAAAAAUCUUUAUUAGACAAACACCUCCCUUGUGGAGAAAGUAUUAAAUUAAAUCUCCUCAAAUCAAAUGUGAAGACUAUAAACAAUAAAACUAUCAUACAAGAUAAAAAACCAACACGUGUGAGAAAACAGCGAGGUAAGCAGCCAGAUCCUGAACCAGUUAUAUUGACCUUAAGUUCGGAUGAAGAGGAUUCAAACAGUUCAAUGUUAAAUAACCAGCACGAACAAUCAAUAAACAUGAAGGAGCCUUCGUUGAGUGAAAUUGAAGGUGGCACUUCAGAUAGCGGAAUUGGAAUUGAUAAUAUGGAUGAUGAAAGCAGAGAAGAGAUAUUUCACAAUCUACAAGGUAUUGAGGCUUUUCUCAAUUGCCGGACAAUUAGGAUAGGUUCAUACAGAUACUCUCCCAAAGAAAAGGUUCACAUAUCAUCUAAAGGUAUAAAAAUUGUUGCUCCCUCAUUAAAAAAUGAAAACCGAGAUGUUGCUCUUCAAAUACCAUUGAAAGAUGUUGUCCGUAUGCUUGUACAUUUUGGCAAAGGCCUACCUGUAAUUUUUUUAUACACAAUGAACAAGUGCGGUGUAUUAAUAAGGAAAGCAUUGGAAAUGAUGGAAGAAUCAGGUCAGUUUUAUAAUCCAUCAUCAAAAGAAGAUCCAUACAAAAGAAUAACUUUACUACCUGAUGUUCUCACUGAUGAGACGAAAACUGUUUUUAAAUCAAUAUUUGGUAAAAGAAUGGAAGAGCUUACGGCUAAAGAAGCAAACGAAAUACUUGUUAGAACCUGCCCCAUAGAAAAUAGUAACACUUCAAAAUUAAUAACAAGGUCAAUGAGCACUUCCAUUAAUUCAGGAAAUAAAAGUACACAUCCAGCUGAGAUCAGGCAAAUAUUAAUAUAUCCACCUGGAAAAGGAGGGAUUCCCAUCAACACAGAAGACUAUAUGUGCUUAGCUCAAGAUCAGUUCUUGAAUGACGUUAUAAUUGAUUUUUAUUUAAAACAUUUAGUUCAUGAUAUCUUAACAGCUAGUCAGAGAGAAAAGACUCAUAUCUUUAGUACCUUUUUUUAUAAAAGGCUGACAACAAAACCCAGCAAGGUUAAUAAGAGUUCAAAUCCCCAUGAGUGGGAUAGCACUUUAACACCAGCACAGAAACGUCAUGCGAGGGUGAAGACAUGGACAAAGAAUGUUAAUAUUUUUGAAAAAGAUUUCAUAGUAGUUCCUAUAAAUGAAAAUUGCCAUUGGUUUGUGGCUAUUAUAUGUUAUCCAAGCUUAGAUGGGUGCAGAAGUAUGAUCGACAAUAGAGCUGUUAUACCACAUGUGACUAAGAGAAGAGAACGUAAAUCCUCAAUGCAAAUAGGUAGUACUACAAUUACACCAUUGACAAAACAGGAACAAUUGACAUUGAAUUGUGACUCUGAUAAUCUUAGUGAAAGGGAUGAAGCGGAAGCUGAGGAAAGUGACCUUGACAUGCAAUGUGAUUCUGAUGACGAAGAAAGUGAAAAAGUAGUUGAGAAGAAACCCGAAACCCCUGUAGUUAGAAAAAAUGAACCCAUUAAACAGCCCUGUAUUUUGAUAUUUGAUUCAUUGGCUGGAGCUUCAAGAUCCAGAGUUGUGGCUACGUUACGGGAUUACCUUACUUGUGAAUAUCAGGCAAAGAUAUCUCCACAUAAAGUAUUCAACAAAGAUAAUAUUAAAGGUAGCUGUCCGAAAAUUCCUCAACAAAACAAUUUUACAGAUUGUGGCUUAUAUUUAUUACAAUAUGUAGAACAUUUUUUUAAGGAUCCUAUUGUGGAUUAUUCUCUGCCCAUAAAACAGUUAGCCAACUGGUUUGAUGAAAUUGUAGUAACAAGAAAACGUGAAGAGAUUUCAAUAUUGUUAAAGAAUUUAAUGCACAAAUAUAACCCAGACUCGCAUUUAGCUUUGCCUGACAUUACAUUCCCAACAUUACAUGGUAAAUUAAUAGAAAAUGAAGAACAAGCAGAGGAAAGAAUGGAUUGUGAAAAGGGUCCUUCAAAUAAAGUACACAAAAACGACAAGGAAUCUGAGGGACCAACUGUUACAUUUCUAAAACAAACUCCAUCCGGUGAAAUUCUAGUUAAAAGAAAUUUUGGUGAAGAGACAAUACUAAGAAAGACAAUAAGACUCUCUAAUGAUUCAGAAAAUAGAUCUGUAGUGCAAAUCAAACAGGAAUAUGGUAAAAAAGGUGACAAUGAAAAUCAAAUAGUUAUACCAAUUAAACUGCACUCUAGUGAUUUAGUUCAAAACUCUUUAAUUGUGAAUAAAGGUAAAAACUUUAGUGAUAAAAAACAUGGUGUAAAUAAUCAGACUGUAUCCAGUGUUAACUGUGUCCGACAAAAUGUUAGUGAGAGUGACAGCAAUUCAUUUCUUAAAGGUAGAAGGAUAAAUAAAUUAGAAGAUGUGGUUAAUGAUUCAAAUAAGAAGUUUAAAAGGAAUGAAUGCUAAGAUUUUGCCUGUCCAUUUAAUCAAUUUAUUAAAUUAUUUUUAAUUUAAUUAUUACAAUGUGUAUAGUUGUUUCAGGGACUUGUAAAUAUUAGUUAAUGCUAUUAACUACAUGUAUUUAAUACUGUAUCUGUUUUAUAAAAUAAUGUAAAAAAAAUAAAUGUAUUAUAUAGCUUCCAUAAAUACAAAAUAGUAAGUUAAUA
Messenger RNA from Danaus plexippus (monarch butterfly), 5319 nucleotides. RefSeq lists its product as uncharacterized. Gene Ontology annotation, cellular component: cytoplasm; nucleus. Gene Ontology annotation, molecular function: SUMO-specific endopeptidase activity. The record is from RefSeq and is a predicted model, not a curated record. The coding region runs from base 146 to 5119 and encodes 1657 amino acids. Gene Ontology annotation, biological process: protein desumoylation. NCBI's taxonomy places the organism in Eukaryota, Metazoa, Arthropoda, Insecta, Lepidoptera, Nymphalidae. The transcript has 29 exons.